This is a messenger RNA of Parasteatoda tepidariorum (common house spider), 579 nucleotides long. RefSeq lists its product as uncharacterized. Gene Ontology annotation, molecular function: copper ion binding. The record is from RefSeq and is a predicted model, not a curated record. Lineage: Eukaryota; Metazoa; Arthropoda; Arachnida; Araneae; Theridiidae. Gene Ontology annotation, biological process: superoxide metabolic process.
UCAUGUAUUUUGGCCAUCACAUGGCGGCAAUUAAGUUCCGGAUGUGUCUCUAUCAGACUAAAUGAAAAAUUGAAAAUUUGUGUUUGCAUCUGGUCAAGUUUACAAUUUUCUUUUAAAAUAAUGAAUUUUCCGAUCGUUUUCUUGGCGACCUUGGUGGUAGUUUUGAAUCUGGCUGACGCAGCUCAACCUAUUGAACGUGCCAAUCGUGGUAUUGAAUGUGACGUUUAUAGUGCCAUUUGUCGAAUACACAAUGGCACUGUUAGUGGAAUAAUUCGCUUAAGACGCCAAAGAUCAAGUGUAACUGCACCUGUAACUGUGACUGGAGAAAUCAGUGGUUUAACUGCAGGACAGCACGGCUUUCAUGUUCAUGAAUACGGUGAUCUUUCUAAUGGUUGUAGAAGUGCUGGUGGCCACUACAAUCCUUACGGAAAAAAUCAUGGUGCACCAGCUGAUGAAGAAAGACACGUAGGUGAUUUAGGCAAUAUAGUAGCAGGAAGCGACGGUAAAGCUCAAGUCAACAUCGCUGAUUCCCAGCUGAAGCUUUGUGGUCCUCAUUCUAUCCUUGGACGAGCCAUCGUG